Messenger RNA from Aspergillus wentii DTO 134E9, 1127 nucleotides. Its product is annotated as sugar phosphate isomerase/epimerase family protein. The record is from RefSeq and is a predicted model, not a curated record. Bases 126 to 1127 code for a protein of 333 amino acids. The transcript has a single exon. NCBI's taxonomy places the organism in Eukaryota, Fungi, Ascomycota, Eurotiomycetes, Eurotiales, Aspergillaceae.
CUCACCAGCAUUUCCGUCUUCAUCAACGGAAUUUAUCUUCCGUUUUACUUGAACUCCUAUUUCAACCUGUCCUCGUACGCAUUAACAAUCACCCACUUAACAAUACCACCUUCCUACAGCCCAUCAUGCUCCCCAACAAACUAGCAAUAAGCAGCAUCUCCCUCUCCCAACAUCCCUCCCACAAACUCGACACGAAAAUCCGCACCGCAGCACAAAAUGGAUACUCGGGAAUGGAAAUCGUCUAUUCAGAGUUGAAGCUCUAUGCUGAUUCCCAAAACAUCGCCAUGCUCGACGCCGCGGAUAAAAUCAAAACCCUCUGCGCACAGGUUAAUCUAGAUAUCCUCUCUCUCGCCCCGUUCGAGAACUUCGAGGGACACAACUCUCCCAUCGAAGAGAGGUUGGCGGUUGCGAAGGAAUGGAUCGACAUCGCCCGUCGACUGGGAACGCCCUACCUCCAGGUCCCGUCGCAGUAUAGCCAUCCCAAAGACUGUACGGGCGAUGAAGGGGUUAUCGUCUCUGAGCUCCGCCAGUUGGCGGAUCUGUGCAGCGCCCAGGCACCGAUCGUAUCGGUUGCCUAUGAAGCUCUAUCCUGGGGCACGUACUGUUCGACAUGGGAGUCUUCGCUAGAGAUAGUCCAGAAAGUGGAUAGGCCGAAUUUCGGGCUGUGUCUGGAUACAUUCCACGUUGUGACGAAACUCUGGGCAGAUCCGUUUUCUGUCUCUGGGAAGUUUCCCAACGCUGAUGCCGAUUUGGCUGCUACGCUAAGGUAUUUCGUGGAUACUUGUCCCCUGGAGAAGAUAUUCUACGUGCAGCUGUCUGAUGGCGAAUGGUUCGAUCCGCCGUUCAGCGCCGCGCAUCCGUGGUUUGUGGACGGGGAGGCAGCGCAGUUUACGUGGAGUAAGCAUGCGAGGCCGUUUCCUGGGGAGACGCAGUUGGGUGGCUAUAUGCCUGUUUCGGAGAUUGCGAGGACGUGGUUGGUGGAGAAGGGGUUUACGGGGUAUGUGUCGAUGGAGAUUUUUGAUCGGAGGAUGCGGGAGAGGGAGAGCAGGCCAGAUGAUGCUGCGAAGAGGGGGGUUGAGUCGUGGAAGAGGGUGCAGAGGGAGAUUGAGGCGUUGGCGAAGCUUUGA